GGGGGGAGGAGGAGAGGCCCUGAAGGGAUCCCUGUGGGUCCCGGAGGCUAGUGCGCAGGCGCGGGGCCUCUGUGUCUGGCAGUUCUGUGGCUGCUGCGAGGAGGACGCAGCAGAGAGACAGUGCCUGGCACCUGCCGUCGUCACCCACCGUCACCCACCGUCAGAUGGAUGGCCAGGUGUCUGUACUUUGUUCUUCAGUGUCCCGGCCAGGAGCCUACGCACUCUGCCUCAGUCUCUGAAUGUGGACCAUCAAAAUCGUGAAGAAAGGAUGCCUGCAGCCCGAGGGAAAUCAAAAUCCAAGGCACCAGUGACAUUUGGGGACUUAGCUAUCUACUUCUCACAGGAGGAAUGGGCAUGGCUGAGUCCCAGUCAGAAGGAUUUGUACGAAGAGGUCAUGCUGGAGAACUACCACAAUCUGGUCUCAGUUGGUCUUGCCUGCAGGAGGCCAAAUGUCAUCGCCUUGUUGGAGAAAGGGAAAGCACCAUGGAUGGUGGAGACACCAAGAAGGCGCCGGGGUCCUGAAUCAGGGUCUAAGUAUGAGACCAAGAAGUUACCACCAAAUCCAUGUAACAAAUCUGGGCCAAGCAUCUGUAGAAAACCAGCUUCUUCACAACAAAAGGUUCCCAUAGACAAGGCAAAACAUAUCAAGAAUUCAGUCCCAGGAAAACCCAAGAAAGGACAUUCAGGCAAGAAAUCUUUAAAGUGCAAUCAUUGUGGGAAAACCUUUUUUCGAAGCUCAUCUCUUAAGCUUCAUCAAGACUUUCACACUGGAGAGAGGUCUUAUGAAUGCAGUUGUUGCAGACAAGUUUUCAGGCAGAUCUUUUCCCUCAUUCUUCAUCAGAGAGUUCACAAUCAAAAUAAAAGCUAUGAAUGUGAUAAGUGUGGGGACAUUUUUAAUAAAAAGUUAACUCUUAUGAUACACAGAAGAAUUCAUAAUGGAAAGGAAAAUUCUCACCAUGAGAAGGCCUCAGAUUCAUGCCCUUCUCUCAGUCUACACCAUAAUAAUCAUACCAUUGACAGCAUUCACCAGUGCAGAAAAUGUGGGAAAGUCUUUAGCCGGGUGUCAUCCCUUUUACUUCACAAAAGAAUUCACAACAGGAAAAAAACACAAAAAUACAAUAAAUACGGGAGAGGCUUGAAAAAGAAGCCAGUCCUUGUCCAUAAAAGAAUUUGUAUUGGAAAGAAAACUCAUGAAAGUAAGAAAGCCUUAAUUCAGAAUCUCAGGCAGAAAGCUUGCCAGCCAGAAAACCCUUUUACGUGUGGGAAAUGCGGGAAGUCCUUUAGUAGGGUCUCGGCCUUAAUGCUUCAUCAGAGAAUUCACACUUCAGGGAACCCCUACAAAUGUGAUAAAUGUCAGAAAGACUUUGGACGGCUCUCAGCCCUUAUUCUACACGUAAGAAUUCAUAGUGGGGAGAAGCAGUUUAAGUGCAGCAACUGUGAGAAGGUGUGCAAUCGCCUUUCGUCCUUCAUUCAGCACCAGAAAAUUCAUAAAAGGAAAAAGAAACUUCUCGCGUGCAAGGAAUGUGGAAAGAUGUUUGGUGGCAUAAAGAACCUUAAAGUGCAUCUCAACGUCCACUCGGAAGAGAAGCCUUUCAAGUGCAACAAGUGUAGUAAAGUCUUUGGCCGCCAGUCAUUUCUUAGUGAACAUCUAAGAAUCCACACUGGAGAGAAGCCCUAUCAGUGUGAAGAAUGUGGGAAAGCAUUCAGUCACCGGAUAUCUCUUACCCGGCACAAGCGAAUUCACAGUGAGGACAGGCCUUACGAGUGUGAUCUAUGUGGGAAAGCCUUCAGCCAGAGUGCCCACCUUGCUCAGCAUGAAAGGAUUCACACUGGAGAGAAGCCUUACACGUGCAAAAUAUGUGAGAAGUCCUUCGCCCAGCGCAUAUCCCUCAUUCUGCAUGAAAGAAGUCACACUGGGGAGAAACCCUAUGAGUGUAAUGAGUGUGGGAAGGCAUUCAGUAGCGGCUCAGACCUCAUCCGACAUCAGAGAAGUCAUUCUUCGGAGAAACCAUAUGAAUGUAGUAAAUGUGGUAAGGCGUAUAGUCGGAGCUCAUCGCUGAUCCGACAUCAGAGUAUACAUUCGGAGGGAACAUCCUAAAGCUGUUGCUGUAUCUGCAAAAGCUAGAAAGGACAUCAAAGAAGCGUUCAGAGACAUGGAGGAUGUGCAGAAGUGGUCUUGACUUAUGAUGAUAUAUGUCCCAAUAAGCUCAUCGUAAGUUGAGACAAAAAACUAUAUUUAAUAUACCUGACCUACCAAAUGUGAUCAUUUAGCAGCUCAGUGCAAUGUGGAGUCCCAGUUGUUCACUCUCCUGACUGUAUGGCUUCCUGGAAGCUAUGGUGUGAUCCUGCUGCCCAGCACCGUGAGAGUUCUCAUUCUGCUUAUCAUCAGCCUGGAGGAAGAUGACAAUGUCACCCAGUUCCUAGUUGAAUGGAUAUUGCUUCUGUGCCAUCAUAAUGCUGAAAAAUCAUAAGUCGGCAAUCAUUCAUUGGAGGGAGGGAGCUGUCUGCCUAUAACAUGUUUUGUGUAUGUGGAGCCAUGUUAUGACAUUCUCUCCCUCUGAAAGCCAAAGAACAAAAGUAGUCGGUGGAUUUUGAAGUGAAGAUCUGAAAUCUGCUGAGAUAUGCUCAGAAUUUUGAAUCAGGGUUUGUGAAUGAAGGUGUUUUUCAGUUGGCGUUUCAUUUCUAGGGUAGUGUUCAGGAUGUAUCAUUGGAGACAUACAAUGAAAUGUAUACAAAAAUACAUACUGAAACUACUAAGUCCAUGUUUCUGGAUAGAGCUUUGAGCCUGAGUUGAGGUCCCAGGAAAACAGUGUUAAGUCUAAUAGGCAAACCAAGCAAAGCAGGGUGCUUCUUUCUCCUGACAGAUCUGUGUUAGGGUGAGAACAAAAAGAGUGAAGUAGUGGUUACAGUGGGUGUGGAAAAGUAGUGGAUAUCACGCUGCCUCCGUGGAUGUGAAGAUACACUGUGAACAUUAGUAAGACAGGCUGGGGGCUUGGGCGGGAGAUACUGAAGAAUGAGGAACUUCAGAGCAGAGAGAAGCUAUUUUUUACUUUCUUUUUUUUACUUGAAAAUAAAUCGUCUAUAUUUAUAUAAGUAAACCGUGUUUUCAUGCAAUAUUGCUAGUUGCUAUACAGAAAGGGACUCUUGAGAUAUGUGUCUGGGUUUCUAUGGUCUGGAUAUUUGUGCCACUCCAAAACUCAGAUGUUGAAGCACUAACCCUUCAAUGUGAUGACAUUUUGAAAUGAGACUAAUGAAAUCAUGGUGUGGAUGGGCCUUCUGAUACAUUUAUUGAUCAGACACACAAGAGGGCUUUGUCUUCUCCUAUCCCAUGCAAGAACACAGGCAGGCCAUCUGCAAAACAAGAAAAACCCUCACCAGAACCUGACCAGUUUGCUACCCUCACUUUGGACUUCCGCUUAUGGAGGAACUGUGAGAACCUAGUUUCUCUUAAGUCAACCUGUCUGUGAUACUGUGUUAUAGCAGCUCAAGCUGAUUAUUAGUUCGUGGAAGAACUCCCAGGUUAAGGUACUGGCUGUUUUUCUUUGACCUGUCCAACAUGUUCGUUGUAUUUUUUUGUCCCCGUUUCCAGCUUCUGUAAGCUAUGUGAGAAAUAAAGUCUGAGCUCUUGUGUGAUUAGAUCAUACACAAUCAGGCUCUUUUGUAGGUUUUUGUUCUGCAAAAGCUCUUUAGGAGAACAUCUGUUUCUUGUUAAGACAAGCUUCUAGUGUUUCUUUGUAUUGUUAAGAAAAGUUUAUAGGGGUUCUAGUUUUGACCACAAACAUUGGGAUUUGAGUAGGGAAUGUCCACCACAGGCUCAUCACCCCCCCGCUGGUAGGAGGCUCUGAGAAUUUCAGGCAAGGCCUUACUUGAGGAACCAUGUCAUGGGGGGUGGGGUGCUAUGUCUUAUCCCACCCUCUCCUUUAAAAACUUCCUUUAAAGAAUUAGAGACUCAUAG
This is a messenger RNA of Arvicanthis niloticus (Nile rat), 3955 nucleotides long. The record is from RefSeq and is a predicted model, not a curated record. NCBI's taxonomy places the organism in Eukaryota, Metazoa, Chordata, Mammalia, Rodentia, Muridae.